Lotus japonicus is the source of this 462-nucleotide messenger RNA. RefSeq names its product serpin-ZXA-like. The record is from RefSeq and is a predicted model, not a curated record. Gene Ontology annotation, molecular function: serine-type endopeptidase inhibitor activity. Bases 1 to 462 code for a protein of 153 amino acids. NCBI's taxonomy places the organism in Eukaryota, Viridiplantae, Streptophyta, Magnoliopsida, Fabales, Fabaceae. The transcript has a single exon.
AUGUACAUUUUUCUUCCUGAUGCGAAAGAUGGACUGCCAGCUUUAAUUGAAAGGGCGGCUUCAGAAUCUGGGUUCUUGGAAGGCAAGCUUCCUCGGCGGAAAGUGAAAGUGAAUGACUUCAGGAUUCCAAAAUUCAGGAUUUCUUUUACGCUUGAAGCUUCUAAGGUGCUGGGAGUGGUUUCACCGUUCUCUCAAGGUGAUGCUGAUUUUGGAAAAAUGGUGGACUCUCCUUUCAAUCGACUAUACAUUGAAAGCAUGUUUCAGAAAGCUUUCAUCGAGGUUAACGAUGAAGGCACUGAAGCCGCAGCAGCGGCCACUGUGAGUUUUGCUAUGCGGGGUGAUACAAGUCCGACUGGUAUCGACUUUGUAGCUGAUCACCAUUUUCUCUUUUUGAUCAGAGAAGAUUUGACAGGAACAAUUCUGUUUAUUGGGCAGCUGCUCCAUCCUCUUGAUGCUACUUAA